AUGCCUGCUUUGUAUCCAAGAAAAGCUGUUAAAUGCGCCUUUUUGCUGGGAUCGUCCUUUGGAAAAGACUUGACCUUUCCGCGGUGUCUUCGUGCGCGCUUACGCGGAAGGAAACCCAGAGAACCAUGGCGUGGAGCCUCAAACUUUCGACCCUUGUCUCAGGAAUUAGAAAAGUAUUCCAACUUCCCAAGUUAUUAUUCCGAUACUUUGGACAAUUCGGCCCGAAAUCCGAUCGUCAUUGACGACGACGAGGGAAUUGAAAACGUUCAAGAACACGAACAGGACUUGAACGGGGACGUAAAAAUGGAUGAUCUUACAAGUGGUUCGGAUAGCGAUUACACAAAAUACUGGAUCGACUGGUUUUUGUCCACAAAGGGAAACGAAUAUUUUUGCGAAGUUGACGAGGAGUAUAUACUUGACCGAUUUAAUUUGACAGGAUUGAAUUCAGAAGUUCAACAUUAUGCUCAGGCUCUUGAUUUGAUAACUGACUCCUUGGAGGAGGAGCUUGAUGACGAGAUGCGUGAAGCCGUUGAAAAAUCCGCUCGUCAUUUAUACGGUUUGAUUCACGCGAGGUUCAUCAUCACAAGCCGAGGAUUGGCGAAAAUGCUCGAGAAGUACAAAAAAGCUGACUUCGGCCGCUGUCCGCGCGUUCUAUGCAACAAUCAACAAUUACUACCAGUUGGUCUUUCCGAUCAGCCCUAUACCAAAUCUGUAAAGUUGUACUGCCCUCGUUGCGAAGAUAUUUACAACCCCAAAUCCACACGACACGCCAGUAUCGAUGGAGCAUAUUACGGAACUACGUUUCCUCAUAUGUUUUUCCAAGUCUAUCCGCAUCUGCUCCCUCUUAAGAGUAACGAACGAUAUGUGCCAAAGAUAUUUGGUUUCAAAAUUCAUGAUAUUGCCAAACAGCAUCGUUGGCAAGAUCAACAAAGGGAAGAACAGCAAAGGCGAAUUACCACGGGGAAUGAGGGGAACAAUAACACCUAG
Messenger RNA from Acaulospora morrowiae, 987 nucleotides. Lineage: Eukaryota; Fungi; Glomeromycota; Glomeromycetes; Diversisporales; Acaulosporaceae. The record is from the annotation of a GenBank genome assembly.